AUGAUGAAAAGAAUUAAUUUUUUGCUUUUUAUAAAAAUUUCUUUGUUUAUCCUUUUAAAUUUGUUCUAUCAUUUGUGCAGUGACAUGAGUCGAUUUAAGAAAAUUUUGGAUGAUAAUUAUGGCUCUGAUAUAAAAUUAAAUAAAGGAAUUUAUCGAUUAUUGGGAAAAUGUGAAAAGGCUGUUUUUUCAAAUGUUGGAGAUUUAGAUUUAAAGAUAGCAAAUAAUAAAAAAAAAACAAACGAACAAUUAUUUACAAAUGAUAAUGAAAAAUGGGAAGAAGAAAAAAAAGAAAAAUUAUAUAGAAGUAAAUUAAUUAAGGAAAAAUUGAUUAAAAAACUUAUGAAAAAUAAAUAUACCAUGUUGCAUAGAACAUAUACCUAUUAUGAAAAAAAAAUUAUGAAUGGACUUAAUGAUAAAGCUUUUUUUAAAAAAAUGAUAUUAAUUAAUGAUAAGGAUUACAAAAAAUUAAAGCGUAAAAAAUACGGAUUACGGCUUUUUUUUCUUAUACUAUUUUUUACAAUGGUAAUAAUUAUACCUAUAUUAGGUGUUUUGUUUGGUGAAUCAUUGAAAACAUUAUGUUCGACAUCAGGGAGCGGUGGAGCACCUCCUAAUCCGAGUGGAUCUCCUGCAUCUUCAGGAAGCUGGUUAUCUUCAUUUUUUUCUUUUUGUUUAGAGAAUCCUGCUUCAUCAGAAUUAGUAUAUACCAUUAUAAUAUAUUGUGUACCUAUCUUAAUAUUGGGUAUUAUUCUUAUACUAGGUAUUUUUUAUUAUUAUAAAAGAGCUAUAAAAAAUAAAAAAAUUAAGUUUUUGGAAGAAUUUAAUGAAUGGUAA
This is a messenger RNA of Plasmodium malariae, 831 nucleotides long. Its product is annotated as Plasmodium exported protein, unknown function. Bases 1 to 831 code for a protein of 276 amino acids. The record is from RefSeq and is a predicted model, not a curated record. Lineage: Eukaryota; Apicomplexa; Aconoidasida; Haemosporida; Plasmodiidae. The transcript has 2 exons.